Messenger RNA from Aspergillus caelatus, 1551 nucleotides. RefSeq names its product cytochrome P450. The coding region runs from base 1 to 1551 and encodes 516 amino acids. NCBI's taxonomy places the organism in Eukaryota, Fungi, Ascomycota, Eurotiomycetes, Eurotiales, Aspergillaceae. Gene Ontology annotation, molecular function: monooxygenase activity; oxidoreductase activity, acting on paired donors, with incorporation or reduction of molecular oxygen; iron ion binding. The record is from RefSeq and is a predicted model, not a curated record. The transcript has 5 exons.
AUGGACCUGGUUUAUCAAUACGCUGGAUUCACAUCUCUGCCACUCUGUAUUACCCUCAAUAUACCGCUCAUUCUGUAUCUCCUUUACCAUUUCGUUCUAUUUCCCCUCUUUCGUUCCGAUCUUCGCUCCAUCCCAGGCCCAGUCCUUGCCAAAUUCACUGACCUCUACCGUCUUUUACUCGUUUGUACUGGAUCUGCUCACGAGCAUCACCUCCGCCUUCACAAGAUUUAUGGACCUUUCGUUCGACUGGGGCCAAAUAAUGUCUCCGUUGGGUCUCCCACCGCCAUCCCCAUCCUCUAUAAUACACGUACUCGAUACCCCAAGUCAGCGUUUUACCCGGUUAUGGGAAAUGUCGCUCAUGGAAAGGUUGUUCCUACAAUCUUCUCCACGCAGGACGAAUCGAUUCACGAGACGAUGAAGCGGCCCGUUGCCCAGGUGUACGCCAUGACAAAUCUCAAGACCUACGAGCCGCUGGUAGACAGUACCGAAUCGCUCUUCUUGAGCAAGUUGGAGAGGUUCGCAGAGGAAGAGAGAACCCUAGAUCUGGGCACGUGGCUGCAUUGGUUUGCGACGCACGUCAUUAUGGAGAUUACAUUUGGAAAGAGGCUUGGGUUUUUGGAAAGGGAGGAGAAUGUAGAUGGUAUCCUGGAGACAAUAGAGAAGCGGUUUUGGUAUGUGGCUGUUGCCGGUCAAAUACCCUGGCUCGAUAAACUAUUGCACAAGAAUCCCGCAGUCGGCCUUUUCGCACGCUUCGUAUCGAAGCCGAGAGUGUCUCCAGUUCUGGAAUUCGCUCUCGAAAGAAUAGCAGAGCGGAAAAGGCAGCGUCUUGAUCACCCGGAAAGAAAGGGGCAAGAGCCAGACUUCCUGGGUCGGUUUUUGGAUAUUCAGAAUAACCAUUCGGAUAUCCCGGAUUCUUGGAUAAUAUCCUGGUGCCAACAAAACGUUCAGGCAGGCUCGGACUCCACUGCAAUUACACUGACUUCAGUCAUGUAUCAUCUGAUGAAGAAUCCGGAGUCUAUGAAAGCCUUGGUUGUCGAGUUAGAUAUUGCGAAUUUUCCGUCACCAAUUCCCUGGGGUAUUGCCCAUAAACUCCCCUACCUCGACGCUUGCAUCAAGGAAGCCUUGAGGAUGACCCCUGCCAUAGGUAUACCAUUGGAGCGCAUUGUUCCAGCGGAAGGAAUAGAGCUAUGUGGCAAGUAUUUCGGAGGCGGAACAGUGCUCGGAGUCAAUGCUUGGUUUGUGCACAGAGAUCAGGGAGUGUAUGGGGCAGACGCUGCUCUGUGGAGGCCGGGACGGUGGAUUGAAGCCAGUCAAGAUAAGAGGAAAGAGAUGGAACGGACGUUAUUUGCAUUUGGAGGUGGAUCAAGAGUUUGCCUGGGCAAAAACAUCUCGUACCUGGAGAUGUAUAAGGCCAUUCCUGAUAUGCUACGCAGAUUCAAGUUUCAGCUCACAGACCGACGAAAGGAAUGGUCAUUGAAAAAUGGAUUGUUCACCUACACGAGGGAUUUUGAAGUUUCUAUUCAAAGAAGGGAGAGCUCCGGAAAACAUUAA